Molecule: messenger RNA, 2610 nt
Organism: Micropterus dolomieu (smallmouth bass)
Lineage: Eukaryota; Metazoa; Chordata; Actinopteri; Centrarchiformes; Centrarchidae
Gene: vegfc
Product: vascular endothelial growth factor c
Exons: 7
Coding region: 233-1492 (419 amino acids)
Biological process (GO): vascular endothelial growth factor signaling pathway; positive regulation of endothelial cell proliferation; positive regulation of angiogenesis
Cellular component (GO): membrane
Molecular function (GO): chemoattractant activity; vascular endothelial growth factor receptor 3 binding; growth factor activity
Source: RefSeq, a predicted model, not a curated record
GGGUUCAUACACAUGCGGCAGCCUCUCUGUGGAACAAGUAGCUACUGAACCUUAAUAGAGAGACAAAGGAGAGAGAGAGAGAGAGAGAGAGAGAGAGAGAGAGAGAGAGAGAGAGAGGUGCCAAAUGAAAGAGUGUAAUCAGCAGGACCGGGGAGCGCAGACACAGCGGAGGAUCUUUUAAUAUUCCCAUUUUAUGGUUCUCGGAUCAUAAACACUGCGGGACUUUAUAAACAUGCACCUACUGGGAAUAUCUCUUUUCCUCGCAUAUCUUCGCUUCACCAGCCUCGCGAGCGACUUCAGCCACAACGACUAUUAUGAUUACUACGAGCAGGAGCAGACUGACGAGCCGGACUCUCCACCAACGCCAGGCAUGGAGCAGAAGUUGCGUUCAGCCUCCAGUGUAGAUGAACUGAUCAGUCUCAUCUAUCCUUUAUACUGGGCCACUCUGAAGUGCAGGUCCAAACUUUCUGCUGCCUCCUCAGCCUCCAAGCUUUCUCAGAGGCCACAGCCUCGCCAACUGAGGCCGCUGCCUGUUACAGAAGAGGCAACAUUCGCUGCUGCCUACCUAAACUUGGAUGUCCUGAAAAGUAUAGAGUCGGAGUGGAGGAAGACUCAGUGCAUGCCCAGGGAAGUGUGUGUCGACGUGGGCAGGGAGUUCGGGGCUCCGAACAACAUCUUCUAUAAACCACCCUGUGUGUCCGUCUACAGAUGUGGAGGAUGCUGCCACUCUGAAGACAAACAAUGCAGGAAUAUCUCCACUGGAUAUCUCAGCAAAACUCUGUUUGAAAUCACAGUGCCGAUCACCCAGGGCACCAAGCCAGUGACUAUCAGUGUGGCCAACCACACUCAGUGUAGCUGUCUGUCCAAGCUGGACGUCUACAGACAAGUUCACAGCAUCAUCAGGAGAGCCCUGCCUGAGUGUCCAGUAGCUAACAGGACAUGCCCUCCUGGUAAGACUUGGAGCGGCACUCAGUGUCGGUGUGUCAGCAUGACCGCCAAUGUCAACCACAAUCCUCCUCCUCCACCACUGCCCCCUCCAAGGCCCUCCCACCAGCACCUUGACAUAUUCUCAGCAGAUGUGUGUGGCCCAGAUAAGGUCCUGGACAUGGAAACCUGCCAGUGUGUGUGUCAGCGUGGGGAUCAAGUUCAAGACUGCGGGCCUAACCGACACCUCGACCGUAACACCUGCAAGUGCAUUUGCAACAUCCCGCUUGCUCCCUGCCCGCUGAACCAUGUCUUCAAUAAGGAGACCUGUCAGUGCACAUGUAGCAAGACGUGUCCAAGGCAUCAGCCCCUCAAUAAAACAAAGUGUUCCUGCGAAUGUAACGAGUCACCCAAUAAGUGUUUCCUAAAAGGAAGUAGGUUUCACCAAGCCACAUGCAGUUGUCUCAGGCCUCCCUGCGAGGAAAGGAGGCGGAGGUGUGAACCAGGUUUCUCCUUUAGUGAGGAAGUGUGUCGCUGCGUACCGUCCCACUGGAGACGGCUGGACUAACCGCCUGGGUAACGACACCCUAACGAGAUGCUAAUGAGCAGUUGACAAACUUAAGUAGAGUUCAUCACCCAGCCCCUGUAGACCUGCUCGUCAUGAGUAUCCCCAUCAGCUGUGAUGGCAGCUAAGUGUGCGGACCCUGAGUGAUGUAGGGAAAUCUUAGUGACCGGAGUGCAGAUAUGGGAAACUCUGGUGAUUUGAAGGUGGGAAAUGCACUGACUCAACUAUGAGGACAUUUUAUUGGGAGAGAGGCUGAUCAGAGCCCAGAAACGAAAGGAAGGACUGAAAGAGACAGAGUCACUCGACACUUGUUUUAAAGUAUUGUCUGAAUUAUGUGUUUUAAAAUAUUUUGGGGGUUUUGUAUUAAUUAUGUCACAGUAUUCUUAUGCCAGAUAUUGAUUAUAUAAUUUAUUAAAUGUUAUUUUUCAACCUCUGUUUAUUGCAAUUUCAAUCUUUUUCCAUGAAAAUACACUGUGAUCAAUAUUUUUGUAUCAUGUAUAGUAUAUGAGUAUAAUAAAGAGUACUGGAUGUUGUAUAUUGUUAACAUAGUUUGUCUGUUCUGGUGCAAAUUAUACUGAAAUUAUUCUGAUCUUAAUCCACCUGAGAAAAAUCUGAAAAAUACACUCAGUGCUUGUUCAAUAGUAAAAUUUGGGCCCCUGGUAAAAGCCAAAGGUAAAAUCUAUGUUGCUCAUAGCACCAAGACUAGAUGUUAUGCUCAGUAGAAGGAGAACCACUCAGGUAUUCCUUCUAUUGAUUUCAGUUGAUUCAUAUUUGUGAAACUGAGAAGCUAUAGAGCUUUUAUACCUGUGGAAAAUAUAAAAGCAGCUGUGACAUGAGCUGAUGAUUUAGGCUGAUGAGAUCUUACAAGAGCUUUGUGUGUCACAUGUCAAUGGGUACAUAAUGGUGGACUGUUACAUGUAAAAUGAUUAGUAUUCUUCAUACUUAAACUUAAGGCUCUGUGUACCUACAGUUAAUCAUAGACAGCGGGUAUUACAUAUGACACCAAACACUGAUAUUCUUACCUGUCUUUUUAUUUUGAAGUCUGACAACAAUUUGGUGUUGUUUGUUCAUUCCAUGUUCUUGAUCUGUAUGCUAAAGUAAAGGCUACUUGGUGCAAUAUA